Molecule: messenger RNA, 835 nt
Organism: Schistocerca piceifrons (Central American locust)
Lineage: Eukaryota; Metazoa; Arthropoda; Insecta; Orthoptera; Acrididae
Product: protein THEM6
Exons: 3
Coding region: 106-711 (201 amino acids)
Source: RefSeq, a predicted model, not a curated record
UUUGUUGCCUGAUAGGUAGCGUCGGGUUCGCAGUGCAACGGAAGGCGCGCAGCAGGUCGCACGCAUCCAGGCAUACGCUGCGUGGUGUUGUCAACGGUAGAAGCAAUGGCUUGCCUAGCAAUCAGUUGUAUCCUGCUCAUGCUCUAUGUACUCUUCGAUGUCGGUUAUUUCAUACGUAUUGCCGUCGUCAUAGCGUUAGGGAGGCUAUUUCAGCGGAAAGUGAAGGUGCUGGAGUCCACAUCCACCUACGGCAUAGUGACGACCCAGGACGUGGACAUCUUCCUGCGGUUCAUGAACAAUGCGCGCUACGUGCGCGAGCUGGACUUCGCGCGCUUCCACUUCUACGACCGCACGGGGCUCUACUCGGAGAUCGUGCGGCGCAAGGGCCACGCGCUGCAGGGCGCCACCACGGUGCGCUACCGCCGCAUCAUGCCGCUGCUCACCGUCUACCGCAUCGACACCAAGCUGAUCUACUGGGAUGAGAAGAGCAUCUACCUGGAACAGCAGUUUGUGACACCACGUGAUGGCUUUGUGCGUGCUGUGGUGCUGAGCCGACAGAAUGUGGUGGGCACUGACGCACGUGUCAUGAUGCGCGACCUGACACAUUGCGAUGCUCCGCCACCACCGCCGAAGGACCUGGAGCUGUGGUUGGAAGCUAUGGAUGCUUCUCGGACACGCCUAAGACCUGGAGAUGCCUCCAAGAAUGACUGAGUAGUCUCCUAGUGAUGCUGCCACAUAUUUUGAGUUGGCGUUUUAUUAACGUAACUACAACAUAUCACUGUAUCAAAACUUCAAACAUUUGUACCAUGGACAUUAAUAAAGAUUUGUAUCAAUA